Messenger RNA from Emericellopsis atlantica, 325 nucleotides. RefSeq lists its product as uncharacterized. The transcript has a single exon. The coding region runs from base 55 to 270 and encodes 71 amino acids. The record is from RefSeq and is a predicted model, not a curated record. NCBI's taxonomy places the organism in Eukaryota, Fungi, Ascomycota, Sordariomycetes, Hypocreales, Bionectriaceae.
CCUUUUCAGACUUCUCUCACUCGGACAAGCUCGAACCCAAUAUUCUACGGAGUUAUGUCUACCACGAACAAGUUUCAGGCCGGUGAAUCAUACGGUGAAGCGCGGAAGAAAUCAUCCUCAAGCUUUCUGUCGGACCCCGUUCGGGUUGCAUCUGACCUCUUCAAGGACUAUGCUACCCUUCGGAGCGAGGCGUCCCUAACGGAGGUGGUUGGUCUUAUCAAAGGUAUCAUGAAUGAAGGUGAGCCGAUUGAUGACAAAAAAGGGUAUUGAAAGUUGCCAACCGGGAAGCGCUGUCCAAGUCUAACGGGCCAACAGGACACCGGAG